This is a messenger RNA of Spirodela intermedia, 2185 nucleotides long. Lineage: Eukaryota; Viridiplantae; Streptophyta; Magnoliopsida; Alismatales; Araceae. The record is from the annotation of a GenBank genome assembly.
AUGUUGGCUUCGUGCUCUUCUCGCUCCUCGCCGUUGCUCACCAGGGCGAUGGCCACCCAGAAGCCCGCGACCGGAACUGUGGGAACCAAGAAGGUGAGGGGGUCUCCAUCCGAGGAUUCGUCUGGGUGUCGGUCUGAAGUUUUUUGCGUCAGCGGGAUUGUCUGAAGAUUUCAUCCUCUGACCUGUGGAGUCUUACUUCCAGCGGGAGUGUCAUCGAAUUUACUUGCUGUCGUUUUCGAGUUUCGGUUGUCGAUUCUCCGUUUUUCGGACGUUUUUGUUGUUUUCCUUGCUUCCGAAGGGCUUGGAGAUCCUUCCAGUGCAGGAUUUCUUCGGAACCUAAUAUAAUUACUGCCUUUCGUUACAGAAAUCUGGUUUCCGCGCCGCUUUGCUGUAUAGUUUGCGAGUUUAGUUUUCUAUAUUAUCUUCGCGUUAUCCUUGCUUCAGAUUGGGAUUUUAGAUCCUCCCAAUGAGGGAUUUCUGUUCAACCGAUAAACCUCCUGUUCCUCAUGGAGGAAAUAUUGCUGUACGCUGCCUUCCUAGCCCCUCUGUGUUGGCUUCCCCGUCCAUCAUUAUCAUCAUCAUUUUCUUCGUUUUUCUUAAGAGAAGAUUGACUGAGGCCCUAUUGUCUCAUCUGUUCUGUCAGGAUCUAGCCAGUGCUUGUUGGGGGGUAAGGAAUGAUUAAGCUUUGUAUGGAAAAACAUGGAAAUUUUUCUACUGGAGGGUAGAUGGCUGGAAAGAUGAUCAUUUAAAGUAAUUGAACGGAGAGAGGUGAAAAGUAAUUCACGUGGACAUUACUGCAGCCUGCGAUGUCCGCAAUGCAGAUGGAGUGGAAUGAAACAGAGAAGAAGAGAGAAGAGAGAUGAAGAACGGGAGAGGAGAAAACAUGCCUGAAAAAAUAAAUAUCUAAAGUAUGGCUGGACUUCUGGCUAGCACACAGAAUUCCCAGAUGAUAAGGGUACGGGAGGGUUCUUCGUUUGCAGACCUUUGAUCAUGGAGGAAACCAGAAGGAAAAAGAAAGUGAGAGAAAUAGAUGAGUUUAGUGAUGAAGAAUAUGAUACCAAGUUGAUACGUGCCUAGAACUUACAAAAAUAGAUCUUUAUUUACUUCAUUUUUUAUUUUUUAAAAUGUGUGUCCUUUAAUCACAGGAGUUCUUGGUCCCCGUUUGGUUUCUUUCUGUCUUAGGUUUUAUGCGUUGUUAUUAUUAUUAUUAUUAUUAAAUUAGUGAUAAGUUUUAGAAGGCCUACAUUUAUCUCUAUGAGGGAUUAUGUCUGCCUUUCCUUCAUGUUAUUUAUGAAAAUCUCGCCACAGGUAGGGUGAGGAAAGAUGAUGCAGAAGCGUAUUUUUAUCAACUGAAUUUAUUGUUUCAAAUGCGCUAAUUUUGAUCACUCCGUUCAUAACCACUCCUUUAGUUUCUUCCUCUUCUAGGAUUGUGCCUUUCUAUGAACAUCUGGUUACUAUUAUUAUUAUUAAUAAUAAUAAUAUAAAGCCAAGGUUAUUAGGGAUUCCAUUUCCCUAUUCUUCUUGAUAUUUCUAAAAAUCUGACAACGUGGUGUGUAAGGAAAGAUGAGAUGCUCUCAGAAAAAAAGGAUGUAUUUAACUUAACUUAAUUACAUCAUGAUUUCAUGUGUUAAUUUUUUGAAUAUCUAAUUAUUAUGAUUGUAUUUAAUCUUUUCCACUGAGUUUGGAUAUUUGAAUCAUAUGUAUCCUGACUGAGGGAUCGAUUCUGUCUCUGCCUUCUGCUGCUGGCGUGGUGAUAUUGCAGGGGUCAACGGUCUUCCCAGUGGGGGAGCCCGGGCCACGGGAAGUCAAAGGUGGGGGCAGCCCAAUCAAGCUGUUGACCAACGUGGAGAAGCUGAGGCUACUGACUAAGGCGGAGAAGGCAGGGCUUCUGUCGGCAGCAGAGGGAUUCGGGCUCUCGCUAUCGGCAGUGGAGAAGCUGGGACUGCUCUCCAAGGCGGAGGAGCUGGGGAUCCUCUCCGCCGCCACUGACCCGGGCACACCGGGGGCGCUUUUGGGGCUCAGCUUGGUCCUCUUGGUGGCAGGGCCGCUCUGUGUGUACCUCGUGCCGGAGCAGUACCCAUGGGAGGUCGUCCUGCAGGUCGCUGUCGUUGCGGUGGCGGUGCUCGGCGGCUCAGCGGCAUUCGCCGCCUCCAACUUCGUCUCCAGUCUUCAAAGGUCCAACUGA